UUGGAGUUGAUUUAAACCAAACAUGGUUGACGAUGUUUGUCCAUUAUUCUCAUUUUUUACAGCCCCUAAUUGGUGAUGGCAGGGGGCGUAUCAUAGCUGGUUGCUAAGUGCAAUGCACUAGCUAGAAAACGAUUCUUCUUCUAGAAAUAUGCCUCCUGCUUCAAAAAGAACUUUGAAAAGUGAUCAUUGAACACACUGCGUGCUCCCAAAAGACAACCCCUCACCGUUCACCGCCAUCAUCUACAUGCAUUAACUAGUAAAAUAAGACCGAUAAUAAUCAUUGACUCUAUUCAACUCAGAAUUUGAUCAUUCUGUUCUCACUUCUCAACAUGCCGCAACACAUUUUCAACCCUGUGCGAUUCUUGCUACUGGUUUUACUAUGCUCAAGUCGUUUGACUCAAGGGAUGUCGUUUUCACUUUCUCUCACAAGAGGCACCCAGAUUUUGCAGCAAGUGAAGAACACUGAGCUUCAAGACCAAAACGACAGCCUCAAAAACUGGUCACUCGACGCACACAGCACUAGUCCUUGCAACUGGACCGGCAUUACCUGUGACGCACGGAACCAAUCGGUUCUCUCCAUCGACCUCUCCGAAACCGGCGUCUCCGGCUCUUUCCCAUCCGGUUUUUGCCGCAUUCAGACUCUCCAAACCCUCAACCUCGCUUCCAACUUUCUAGGCGGCGCCAUCUCCUCUGAAUCACUCUCUCUGUGUUCCCACCUCCGCGUCUUGAACCUCUCUGACAACAUCUUCGUCGGACCUCUGCCGGAAUUCUCGCUGGAAUUUUCUCAACUAACAGAACUCGACCUCUCAAAGAACAACUUCAGCGGCGAAAUUCCGGCCAGUUUCGGCCGGUUCCCGAACCUGAACGUGCUCGUUCUAUCAGGGAACCUUCUCAACGGAACCAUUCCUCCAUUCUUGGGGAACCUCGGUGCGCUAGUUCAUCUUGAACUCGCGUAUAACCCAUUGAAACCAGGAUCAUUACCUUCACAAAUAGGAAACCUCUCUAACCUGGAAAUUCUGUUCCUCGCACAAAAUAACCUCAUAGGUGAAAUACCAGACUCCAUUGGAAACCUCAUGAAGCUCAAGAACUUGGAUUUGUCUCAGAACUCAUUGUCAGGUAAGAUCCCAAGCAGCAUUUCAAGAUUGAAGAGUGUGAAGCAAAUAGAGCUAUUCUAUAACCAGCUUUCUGGCGAAGUUCCACGUGGCAUAGGAAACCUCACAAGUUUGGUUCGUUUGGACCUCUCUCAGAACGCUCUCACGGGAACACUGCCAGAUUCAGUUGCUGCAUUGCGCCUUAAUUCUCUUAACUUGAACGACAACCUUCUCAGUGGAGAAAUCCCUAUUAGUCUAUCUUCGAACCCUAAGUUGCAGCAAUUGAAGCUCUUCAACAACAGUUUCACCGGGAAACUACCGGAAGAUCUCGGAAGAUACUCUGAGUUAGAGGAAUUCGAUGUCUCAACCAAUGAUUUCGCCGGUGAAUUGCCCAAGUACCUUUGCCAAGGGAACAAGCUUCAGCGUUUCCUCACUUUCACGAAUCGGUUUUCCGGAACUAUUCCUGAUCAAUACGGAGACUGUGAUUCUCUUGAAUAUGUCAGAAUCGAGAACAACCAGUUCUCCGGUCAAGUACCACCGAAGUUCUGGAGCCUCCCGAAGCUUCAGCUUCUUCAAAUGGAUAACAACAGGUUUGAAGGUUCUGUCUCUUCUUCUAUAUCCAGCGCCAGGGGAAUCACUGUUCUUCUUUUAUCCGGUAACAGCUUCUCAGGGAAUAUUCCGAGGGAAUUUUGCGAACUCGAUCAGCUUGUGAAGAUUGACAUCAGCAAGAACAGGUUUUCCGGCGAAGUUCCCGGUUGCAUAACAGGGUUGAAAAGGUUGCAGAAGCUUAGGAUGCAGAAUAACGCGUUCUCCGGUGAUAUUCCCGGUAAUGUGAGCUCAUGGACCGAGUUGACUGAGUUGAACUUGUCUCAUAACCAGUUCUCCGGUUCGAUCCCGCCAAAACUCGGUGACUUGCCGCAGUUGACUUACCUUGAUCUCGCCGGAAACUUGCUGACAGGUGAGAUUCCGGUGGAGCUGACGAAACUCACACUCAAUCAAUUCAAUAUAUCUGACAACAAAUUGUACGGAGAAGUUCCUUCAGGUUUCAACCACCAAGUUUACUUGUCAGGUCUAAUGGGAAACCCUGGUCUCUGUAGCUCAGUUAUUAAAGAGCUUUCUCCUUGUUCCAAACGCAGACCCUUUUCCAUCAUUGCUAUACUUGCUUUAUCUGCAAGUGUAGUGCUCCUUCUGCUGUCUUUGUUCUGUUUCUUGAAGAAAACAAAGUCAAUUCAUUUUGGUGCCAAGUCCAAGCGUUCAUUCAAGACAACAACUUUCCAACGGGUUGCUUUCAACGAAGAAGAUAUAUUUCCCUUGUUAACUGAUGAGAAUGUGAUUGCUUCUGGAAGUUCCGGUCGGGUCUACAGAGUGAACCUUGCCAAGACGGGUCAGAAAGUGGCGGUGAAGAAGCUUUGGGGAGGAGGAAGACAAGAGCCAGACACGGAGACUGAAUUGGUGUUCAGAUCGGAGAUUGAGACCUUGGGGAUGAUCCGGCAUGCUAACAUUGUGAAGCUGUUGUUCAGUUGCAGUGGUGAUGAUUUCAGGAUAUUGGCGUAUGAGUACAUGGAGAAUGGAAGCUUGGGUGAUGUUUUGCAUGGGGAGAAGUGUGGUGAGUUGUUGGAUUGGAACAAGAGGUUUGAAAUUGCUGUGGGUGCGGCUAUGGGGUUGGCUUAUUUGCACCAUGAUUGUGUGCCUGCUAUAGUUCAUAGGGAUGUGAAGAGCAAUAACAUAUUGCUUGAUCAUGAGUUUAGGCCUUGUGUAGCAGAUUUUGGGCUUGCUAAGACCUUGCAGCGUGAGGCUGGUGAGGGAGGUGCUGGUGCCGGUGCCAUGUCCAGGGUUGCUGGAUCAUAUGGUUACAUUGCCCCGGAGUAUGCUUAUACGCUCAAAGUAACUGAAAAGAGUGAUGUGUACAGUUUUGGUGUGGUUUUGAUGGAACUGAUCACGGGCAAGAGGCCAAAUGACCCUUCCUUUGGUGAGAACAAGGACAUAGUGAGAUGGGUUACUGAGACUGCUUUGCUAUCAUCUGUUGAAGAAGAAAAUGGCAGUUUUGAGGGUGGUCACGAUCAUAUUGAUAUCAUCGCUAAGAUUGUGGACCCAAGAUUGAACCCAGCAACUUGUGAUUAUCAAGAGUUUGAGAAAGUUCUAAAUGUGGCCCUACUUUGCACCUCAGUGUUUCCCAUUAACAGACCCUCAAUGAGAAGGGUGGUUGAAUUGCUCAAGGACCAUAAGCUGCCUUGUCCCAAGUUAUGAUAAUACACUCCAGCUUCCAAACUCUUAGAGAAAGGACACAAAUUUUGAAGUGCAAAAGUGGGAGGCAGUAGGCAGCAGGCACUAUGUACUAGACACCAAAUCAAAGCGAUUGUUGGCUCUUUUUUGCAGGGGAAAUUACAUACAGUAAACUCUGACAUACUAAUUAUUAAUUAUUGAGUAACUGAAUAGUUAUUAUGAGUGAUUAUGGGACUUAAUUGCUGGUUAAUCUCCAUUGUAUAUUUUAUUCUCUUUAGUGAUUUUUGUCUGAUAUAGGCAAAGCUACAGGCAGUAAGAAAUACUGUCCUGCACGGUGCCACAUGUACAUUUUAUAUCCCUAGCUGUUAAAAGUGUUGUAUUCAAGAUUAAUACUAGAGAUUGGAUAGUAGCAGGAAUCGUUGUUCUUCCUUAUAUGAAAACUUAGGCUAAAGUUACCGAGGUACAGUGGAAUUCUGU
This is a messenger RNA of Arachis duranensis, 3791 nucleotides long. Its product is annotated as LRR receptor-like serine/threonine-protein kinase HSL2. The record is from RefSeq and is a predicted model, not a curated record. Gene Ontology annotation, biological process: protein phosphorylation. The transcript is spliced from 2 exons. Bases 330 to 3338 code for a protein of 1002 amino acids. Gene Ontology annotation, molecular function: ATP binding; protein binding; protein kinase activity. Gene Ontology annotation, cellular component: plasma membrane. Lineage: Eukaryota; Viridiplantae; Streptophyta; Magnoliopsida; Fabales; Fabaceae.